GUCAUCUAGACGGUCGCUCAAAAACUGGCACGAUUUACGGGAAAAGUGGGUUUUCCAACAGGCUACGACACAGCCAGUCCGUAUCUGGGUAAAGCCUGAGCUACACUGGGGCUACAUUGCGCUAAACUCGUCGUCUUUAUUUCAAAACAUCUGUCAACCUAUAUUUCCACAUUUGCAGAUUCAUACUGUAUUCGGGCUUCUGCUCAGUCACUGGGGUUUUGUGGGAUCGCGCGCCGAGUUUCAUUAACAAAGCCCGCGUUCACUUGGCAAGUUGACAACCACCUUCGUAAUACCGUUCACGCCUGAUUUUGGUUUUUAGAUUUUGUGAAGCCAGAUAACACAAAGAAACCCUGGGUAGGUUACGCUUCCUUCGUAGUAUACAGCCACGCGAAGAGCUGACGAGCUAGCUGGUGUAGCUAUCCAUGGGUGAAAUAUUCUUCUGAGCAAGCCUGGAUGUACUCAAAUGCUAAAACCAGAUGUUUUUAAACGUAGUAGACAUUGGUAAAAUAGUGCCAGUUCUACAAUUGCUCUUUUUAAUUUAGUGUAGGUGAAAAUGCAGGUAAAAAACAAAACUGGUGCACAUGGCACAACAUUGAAAUGACGCAAGCAAAACAUACAAAACAGGACGUGGUGAAUGUAACGAAACUUCUGCUGGUGACACCCCCUCCGGCCGUAUAAUGAAACUUGUUAUAGAAAUAUUACAGAUAAAUAUAUUUUUGCAGCUCCGUGAGGUUAAUUUAUUAUCUUACUGGAUAAAUUGCAGCAUAUCUUUGGAUGGAAAACGUUCGCUGGAAAUUUACGUAAAGGGUUCCCCUCAUAAAGACUGGAAGUUGACUAUUUGUUUCGCAUUUGGAAAGGCUUUGGAGGUGGGAGGAGCGAUCUCAAAGUCCCAGUCCUCGGCUGCUCUUUUAAAGUUCCGAUCCUGUCUCUGGAACAUGGCAGCGUCAACAAGUCGGACAUGUGCGGCGGUGGAGCGGUCGAUUCGGCAGCGCGUGCCGCCGCUGCUCACCGAUCUCUACCAGUUCACCAUGGCUUACGCCUACUGGCGCGCGGGCAGGCACAGCGAGCCGGCCGUGUUCGAGCUCUUUUUCCGCAGCAACCCCUUCGAUGGUGGCUUCUCGCUUUUCUCCGGGCUGCAAGACUGUCUGCUCUUCCUACGGAGCUUCCACUUCACGGACGAAGAUGUGGAGUACCUGUGCUCAGUGCUGCCCCCUGGCUCAGACCCCGCCUUCUUCUCUUACCUGCGGAAGCUGGACUGCAGUGGAGUGACCGUGCGCUCGGUACCUGAGGGGACUGUAGUCUUCGCCAGGGUGCCCCUGAUGGAGGUCUCCGGCCCUCUGGCUGUGGUCCAGCUGCUGGAGACCAGUCUUCUGUGCCUCGUCAACUACGCCAGUCUGGUGUGCACUAACGCGGCACGGUUCCGGCUGGCUGCGGGCUCCAGGCGGAGGCUGGUGGAGAUGGGCCUGCGCAGGGCCCAGGGGCCCGACGGGGGGCUGACUGCUUCCCGCUACACCUACAUGGGGGGGUUCGACCUGACCAGCAACGUCCUGGCUGGCUACCUGUUCGGAAUCCCCGUGGCCGGCACCAUGGCCCACUCCUACGUCACUUCCUUUUCCUGUCUGGAGGAGGUGUGGCCUCAGAGCUUGGUUCCAGCCAAUGGGGCGGGAGACGGCCCCGUUGACCUCAUCUCCCUGAGCAGGGAUUGGCUGGGACGGGUGUGUGACCUGCUGGGGGCGGAGCCGGGCGGGGCCCGCCAGGGGGAGCUGGCCGCAUUCCUGUCGUACGCGAUCGCCUUCCCCCGCAACUUCCUGCCCGUCAUCGACUCCUACAGCGUCGCCAGCGGAUUGGUUAAUUUCUGCACAGUGGCCCUGUCCCUGUGUGACCUGCAGUACCAGCCGCUGGGCGUGCGCCUGGACAGUGGCGACCUCUGCAGGCAGUCCCUGGAAGUGCGACGGGCCUUCAGGGCCUGUGCAGAGCACUUCUCAGUUCCAGCCUUCCACUCACUGAUCAUCGUGGGAACAAACAGCAUCACAGAGCACAGUGUACAGGAACUCAACAAGAAGGAGAAUGAGAUCGAUGCUGUGGGGGUGGGGACUCACCUGGUCACCUGUACCCAGCAGCCCUCCCUCGGCUGUGUGUACAAGCUGGUGGAGGUGAAGGGAAGCCCCAGGAUGAAGCUGAGUGAGGACCCAGAGAAGAGCACCAUGCCGGGGAAGAAGAGCGUGUACCGGCUCCUGGACGCCCAGGGCCACCCCUUCCUGGACCUGCUGUGCCUGUCGGAGGAACCGCCCCCUCAGGCGGGCGUGGCUCUCAGGUGCCACCCUCUCGGGGGGGACCAGGACGUCGCCACGGUGACGGCCUCCCAGGUGACCAGACUGCGGCAGGAAGUCUUCUCUCAGGGACAGAUCACCCACCCCCUCAGAAAUGCGAAGGAGGUCAGAGAGAGUGUUCAGAGCUCCCUAAAGACCCUGCAGCCACAACACAAGAGGCUAAAGGACCCCGAAAUAUACACAGUGGCAGCAUCAGAGAAACUCCACGCAGUUCUGAAAGAGGUCAGACGUGGUGACCGCAAGCAGAACAGCAGCAGCGGCAAGAUCCUUGUGGAGAACUGAAGCUUCUGAGCAUGUUGGCCAUAAUCGCAGCUAAAACAUCCGUUUGGUGAAAUUAUUUUUUAAAUGUACACUGUUCAGCGAUAGAACCGGGGGCGAGGCGGUCGGCUAUCGGUAAUCACUGGUUCUUCAUCGACCGUUUUCCCUCCAUUUUUUCAGUGUUGGCCGGUCGAUUGCACAGCAGAAGCGUCAUUACUGGUGAACCCGGCUGAUAUCCCACCAGUGGCCAGUUUGCAUGCACACCAAUUAUUUUAAGGCAAUAUUCCAAUUAAGCUUUUACAUUAUUGCGUGUGAAUUAUUACGAACAACAUUCAGUUCACUGCAUCGGAAAGAAAUCCGGAUGUUUGCAUGCACCGCUAAUCCAAAAGACAGGGCAGAAAUCCAUGUGUGUUACCGGGGGUUUGGCCUAAUGCGAUAAGCUUUCACCCCUGUCACUGUAUGUCUCUGCUUUUCACAUGAUCGCCCUCAUGACUGGACUUGGAUUGUCUUAAUCGGGCUGUGAUCCGUUUACUACUGUGCAUGAAAAGGUGUUUUCAAAAGCACGUCUUUAUGUCUGAAAAAUACAUCCUGAUAUCUCCUGGCACUUAUCAACUGUUUUUUAACAACAAGAAGAAAAAAAAACAAAAACAAAUUGAGGCGUAUGACGGGUGGGCGAGUUCUGCAAGAGGAAAAAAAAAAAAAAAAAAACGUAUCGAACGACACGAGAGUAACUGUGUGGACCGAAUUCUGUUCAAUUCAAUACAGCGUUAUUUUGUGUAUGGGGGUGCACGUCUUCAUUCGCGUGAGACACCAUGGGAGGUGCCGUAUGUUAAGUGUGAGGGUCUGCACAGCACUGCCAUACCAUGCAGGAUUUUUACCUUGGAAAAUAUUUAUUAAAUAAUUACGCUCACGGUUGUAGCUAGCCAGCUACCGCAACGGCGAAGGUGGAGAAGCGCAAGCACAGUGAAGCGAAACGUCACCCAAAAAAAAGUUUCUUAAAAAAGCAUGGAGAGUCAACCUUGGAAUUGCAUUUCCUUGAUGGCGACAGCUGUCGAAAAAAAAUUGAGAUAUAAAAAUAAAAACGGUUUAAAAACGGGGUACAGAAAUAUUUUUAAAAAACGAGGUCAGUGGGGAGGCUUGAGGAUGUAGGCAUAGACUUCUUUGGUUGUAAACACAGGACCACAGCAAGGCGAAAAAAAAAAACCUGCAUGGUAUGCCUUUGAACUGUUUUCUGUGCGGAAUGUUUUUGUGAUAUACGGUGGUCCUUACCCAGAAUUCACUGCUCACAAGUAAUGUCCUGUUGCUAAUGAUGUCAUUCAGUCAUUACUUCAGUUUUUGCCAGUGAUGUAAAGUUUAUAUUAAAAUAUAAACUUGCCAGAUAUGUUACGUGUUAUUUGUAAGCGCUCUGUACUCUCGAUGCUUAAUUUAAUUGCAUGUUAGAGGACUUUACUUAAAUGUUAGGGACUGCCAUUGUAUUCAGAGACCUAUUUACAGUGUUGUCCUGUUAGUAGCAUCGAAGCAUAAUUUUUGACUGCAGAACCAUACAUACGUGAUAACAUUUUUUUUUAAAAAGAAUAAGCACUAAUUACAUUGUUUAAAUGUGUAUAUACUCAGAACUAAUGGCCGUACUGGUCUAGAAAUAUAAUUUAAUGUAAACUACAGAAAUCUAAUGUCAGCAUUAAGCACAACACCGUUUUAGCAUGAACUAUUGCCAUUAAAAUGCUGUGUAAAAUCUUC
Messenger RNA from Anguilla anguilla (European eel), 4325 nucleotides. It is a transcript of the gene naprt, whose product is annotated as nicotinate phosphoribosyltransferase. The record is from RefSeq and is a predicted model, not a curated record. The coding region runs from base 678 to 2612 and encodes 644 amino acids. Gene Ontology annotation, biological process: NAD+ biosynthetic process. Gene Ontology annotation, molecular function: nicotinate phosphoribosyltransferase activity. Lineage: Eukaryota; Metazoa; Chordata; Actinopteri; Anguilliformes; Anguillidae. The transcript is spliced from 14 exons.